AUGCGUUCCAAGUUCAAGGACGAGCACCCUUUUGAGAAGCGCAAGGCUGAGGCCGAGCGUAUCCGUCAGAAGUACACCGACCGUAUCCCAGUCAUCUGUGAGAAGGUCGAGAAAUCCGACAUCGCGACUAUCGACAAGAAGAAGUAUCUUGUCCCCGCCGACCUCACCGUUGGUCAGUUCGUCUACGUCAUUCGCAAGCGUAUCAAGCUCUCCCCCGAGAAGGCGAUCUUCAUCUUCGUUGAUGAGGUGCUGCCUCCUACUGCCGCGCUGAUGAGCAGCAUCUACGAGGAGCACAAGGAUGAGGAUGGCUUCCUCUACAUUACAUACUCCGGCGAGAACACCUUCGGUGACCUGUAA
Molecule: messenger RNA, 357 nt
Organism: Penicillium malachiteum
Lineage: Eukaryota; Fungi; Ascomycota; Eurotiomycetes; Eurotiales; Aspergillaceae
Product: autophagy-related protein 8
Exons: 3
Coding region: 1-357 (118 amino acids)
Biological process (GO): cellular response to nitrogen starvation; macroautophagy
Cellular component (GO): autophagosome; fungal-type vacuole membrane; cytosol
Molecular function (GO): phosphatidylethanolamine binding
Source: RefSeq, a predicted model, not a curated record